This is a messenger RNA of Dryobates pubescens (Downy woodpecker), 1698 nucleotides long. RefSeq names its product tyrosylprotein sulfotransferase 2 (gene TPST2). The coding region runs from base 71 to 1186 and encodes 371 amino acids. Gene Ontology annotation, molecular function: protein-tyrosine sulfotransferase activity. NCBI's taxonomy places the organism in Eukaryota, Metazoa, Chordata, Aves, Piciformes, Picidae. Gene Ontology annotation, cellular component: Golgi apparatus. The record is from RefSeq and is a predicted model, not a curated record. The transcript has 5 exons. Gene Ontology annotation, biological process: peptidyl-tyrosine sulfation.
CCGCUGGGUGGAGCGCUCAGUAGCCGCCAGCUGAGGCGCCGGGUCCCCGGCCUGCGCGGCGCGGAGCAGGAUGCGGCUCACCAUGAGGAGGCUGCUGCUGGUGGUGGGCUGCGUGGCCGCCCUGACGGUGACCCUGCACCUGGGGCAGCAGGUGCUGCGGUGCCAGCAGGUGCUGAGCGAGCGGCGGCGCGGGCUGAUGCGGCCCGAGAGCGAGGAGCUGGUGGUGCUGGACGCCAACCGCGUGGAGUACCGCUACAGCAAGGAGAUGCCCCUGAUCUUCAUCGGCGGCGUCCCGCGCAGCGGCACCACCCUGAUGCGGGCCAUGCUGGACGCGCACCCUGAGGUGCGCUGCGGGGAGGAGACGCGCAUCAUCCCCCGCCUGCUGGCCAUGCGGCAGGCCUGGUCCAAGUCCGGGCGCGAGAAGAUGCGGCUGGACGAGGCCGGCGUCACCGACCAGGUGCUGGACGCCGCCAUGCAGGCCUUCAUCCUGGAGGUGAUCGCCAAGCACGGCGAGCCCGCCAGGUACCUCUGCAACAAGGACCCCUUCACGCUCAAGUCCUCCGUCUACCUGGCCAGGCUCUUCCCCAACUCCAAGUUCCUGCUGAUGGUGCGGGACGGCCGCGCCUCCGUCCACUCCAUGAUCAGCCGCAAGGUGACCAUCGCCGGCUUCGACCUCAGCAGCUACCGCGACUGCCUCACCAAGUGGAACAAAGCCAUCGAGGUGAUGUACUCCCAGUGCCUGGAGAUCGGCAGGGCCCGCUGCCUGCCCGUCUACUACGAGCAGCUGGUGCUGCACCCCGAGCAGUCCUUGCAGGCCAUCAUGAAGUUCCUGGGCAUCUCCUGGAGCGACACGCUGCUGCACCACGAGGAGCUGAUCGGCAAGCCCGGCGGCGUGUCCCUCUCCAAGAUAGAAAGGUCAACAGACCAGGUCAUCAAGCCAGUGAACAUGGAGGCAUUAUCCAAGUGGAUUGGGCACAUCCCUGGGGACGUGCUGCAGGACAUGGCCCACAUCGCGCCGAUGCUUGCCAGGCUGGGCUACGACCCCUAUGCCAACCCCCCCAACUAUGGGCACCCCGACCCCUUGGUGGUCAACAACACACACAGAGUUUUAAAGGGGGAUUAUAAAACACCAGCCAACUUGAAAGGUCAUCUGCAGGUGACUCAGAACACAUCAUCUUCUCACUAAGAAAAUGAAUGAUUUCCAGAAUGCUGCAAACAGCCCUUUUGUUGCCCAGCAAAGAGGAGUUUGCAAACAAGCAGCACCAGUGGAAAUCGGUUAUCCAAGCAUAUUGCUUGCUCAGUAACUAUUGCCAAAACGACUGCUCUACGAGGAAUGUUAUUUGCAUUUAUUUGCAAAGGCCAAACCUUUCACACCUCGGACACCCCAUUGCCUGCCUUCCCCCUGCCCUCCGUGGGGACAGCAGCGGCGGAAACCCGUCCUCCGCGGGGGGGUGAGGGGGUGGCGGUGAGAGAAGGCUUAUCGUACACCGUGGCCUGAGGACUCGCUCAAUGGCGUGUGAAGGACUCGUUCGGUCGCGUCUGUGUGUCUCCUAACGCUGCCCUCCUGUCCCGGCUCACAACUCGGUGUCCUGGCCUGUGGAGCCUUUGUCGUGCGAGUGAUGCCCUCCUCCCCUCCCCGCCCUUCACUGUGACUUACAGAGGCUAUUGCAGAGUUAAUAUAUGAGCCCACCCCGCCUC